GUAUUACACUAAUACGUCACACUGAUACACUUUAGUUUUUCCGUUAAUUUUUAAUUAAUUUUUUUUUGUUUGGUUUCCUUGAGGAUUUCUUCGUUAUCCUUUGCUUAUUGAUACCCCGAGGAUGAAACUGUUGCAGCAAAAGUCGUCCAGGAUCUUGAAGAUCUCUUCGGCUCACUCCAAGUCCGUUUCAAUGAUGAACUUCGAGGAACGCUUUCGGGAUAGUAUCGACCCGGCGCAAAUAAAUCUGAUGCUCGAUCUUGACGAUGGCUUCUUUGCCGACUCCUACCAGCUUGUCCAGAGUCUCAGCGACCGCAGCCCCUUUCUGGCGGCCAAGUUCAAGUUGUAUGUGGACAUCCUCUCCAGACUUCACGGCCACUAUUGCAAUGAGGUGGACCAAGGAAAGGCACUGCAGCUGAAGGUGAAAACGGCGGACGAGAAGCUAAAACUGGCCCUGAAGACCACGGCCACCUCGGAGGCGAUGAUGGAGAGCCUGCGCGAGUCCUUGGAGGAGUCCUGGCGAAACGAGGACGCCACCAAGAGUCGAGGGGAGGCCAUGCAGAUGCAACUGAUGUCGCUGGUCCAAACCGAUCAACCCACUUCAAACAGGACAGUGAACGAUGCACCGAUAACCAAUGCCAAGGAGGCCCACAUCCAGCGCUUGGUUUUCCGGGAGCGGGACCGCCUGGCCGCCGAGCUGAAGGACUACCAGAAGCGCCUGCAAACGAAUCGCCUUUACUCCGAAUCGCUGGAGGGGAUGCUAGACGUAUCCAAGGAGAUGAUCAGCAAGCUAAAUUCUCGGGUGAAGCAAAUUGAAAGUGAGAACUUUCGACUGGAGCACAAACUUAAUGUGGAUCAGGAUAAGUACGAGGAUCGGCUGUUGCAUCUUAACAAGGAGCUGGCUCAUGUAGUGCAACAAAACCAGGAGCUCCAGGUGGUCGACAAUACGUUGGCAGAGCUGGUGACCUCCAAUGAUGCACUGAAGCUGCGCAACGAUCGUCUCCAGCGGGAUAACUAUAAUUACGCGAAGUCCCUUCGCCUGCUGGAGGAUGACAAGCAGAAGCUAUCCAUAAACCUCAAGGCGGCCGAGGGAUUCAAAGAUGCCCAGAGGCGAAAUAUCGCCGAUCUUGACUUGUCCCGCCGCGCAGCUGAGCGGGAUGCCAAAAAGAAGGCCGACGAAUCGCUGAUCAUGGAGCGACGAUUCCACCAGCUGUCCAAAAAGAACGCAGAGCUUAAUGAUCAGGCUCUGGUUAAUCAAAACGAGAUUAAGGUUCAGGAGAAGACGAUAAUGGUAGCCACUGCCAAGCUGGACGAGGCCAUACGCCAAAAGGACGAAAUCGGUCGAUCCCGGGACAAGCUGAGAGUCGAGAUCAGCCGUCUGAACGACACGGUGGCUGGAGUGCGUCACGAAAUCGCUACUAUUCGCCACCAGAUGCAGGAUCUGCAGAACGACCUUCAUCGGGCCAACAAGCAGCUGGACGAUAAGGACGUGCAGGUACAGAAAAUAGCCCGUGAAAAGAAGGAGCUGAGCGUGGAGCUCAAUGACGCCUACAAGAAGAUAGACGGCAUCGAAGAGAUACUUGCCCUGAAGUCCGAGCGAUUGGAGGCCCUUCAGGUGGAAGUGCAGCAAAAGCAGGUGGACUUCGCGAACGUCAAGAAGCAAAUGGAGAUCAUCCACUCGGAGAAGGUUAUGCUGAUGAAAACAAUGGACAUGUGCUCGAGGGACCGCUCCGUGCUACAGAACAAUGCGACCAAGCUGACGCACCAGCUCAACCAGAUGACCAGUGCGCUGUCCAUUAACGAGAAGGAGAUCUCCACUCUGGGCAACCAGAUUGAGCAGCUCAACCGUACCGUCAAGCAGAAGCAGAACGAGAUCCAUUCCAAGGGUCGGCUCCUGACCAGCACACGGUCCGAUCUCCGGGAGAUGAAGAUCCGGGUGGAGCAGGCUCAGCACACCAUUGACACCGAUGAGAAGCGCUUCAAGAGCAUGGCCUGUGCCCUCGAGGAGGUCACCAAAGAAAAGAGUCUGGUGGGCCUGCAAAUGGUCAGGAGGAAUGAUGAAGUGCGCCUGCUAAGGGAGAAACUGGAAAUGAUGCAGAAGGCCAUCGAUCGGGGAACCAUGCAGUACAACCAGAGAAUCGAGGACAUCCGAUUGCUCAAACUGGAGGUGGUCAAUCUGCGAUCAUCGCACGAGUGCAUGCAGCGUGAGGUGGGCAACAAGGCGGCCAUGCGCCAUGAUGUGGUCCGACUGGAGCGGCAGCUCAACCGGGAGAGGCUCAGGGUAACCGCCUACUCGGAGGAGCUGGCCCGCCCCUGUCGCAUCCACCGCUGGCGAGUCCUGCUCGGAAAGGAUCCGCGGCGUUUCGAGUUGAUACGCAAGAAUCAGCAUCUUCUGAAGCGUAACAUUCGCAUAUCCGUGGAACGGGAUAAUAAGGCCAAGGAACUGGCGGAUUUUAUGCGCGUGCACGAGGAAUUCAAGCGACAGAUUAAGCAUCUGCCCGAUCCCAGUGUGCUCCAGAAGCUCUGCGCCCAGCAGCGCAUAAAUCGCCGCCAGACCCGUCAGAUAAAGGCAAUGAAAGCCGAACUUAGGAUCAAUGAUAUCGAUCUGAAGGCGAGGGAACGCCUGAUAGAGGGUUUCCAGGAACAGCUACGCCUGCAUCAUCAGAAGAAUCCGGAGUCCGCUAUUUGUAUGGAAGAUUUUAAGGUUCCCACUGCUAAGACGAUGGACAAUAAAUACGUGGAUCAUGUAUUCGACUUUACGUCCACCUGCGAAGAUAAACCUGAAUCAAAUGAGGGAUUUAGAUUACAUAUAAAAGGUUCCAGGUCCACUAUCGGUGGGGUAUCUUUUACACUUUGAAACAAUUUAAAAUAAAUCAUUUCUAUAAAA
Messenger RNA from Drosophila subpulchrella, 2884 nucleotides. Its product is annotated as cilia- and flagella-associated protein 58. The coding region runs from base 122 to 2854 and encodes 910 amino acids. The record is from RefSeq and is a predicted model, not a curated record. The transcript is spliced from 4 exons. Lineage: Eukaryota; Metazoa; Arthropoda; Insecta; Diptera; Drosophilidae. Gene Ontology annotation, cellular component: cytoskeleton.